AUGGCACAAUCCCCAGUGGGUAAUAAUGCAUACAUACCAUUCAAUGAUGAAUUGAUGGAUGAACAAAGACAAGAAAUUUACGAAGCAUUUUCAUUAUUUGACAUGAACAAUGACGGGCUAUUAGAUUAUCAUGAAUUGAAGGUAGCUAUGAGAGCAUUAGGGUUUGAUUUACCCAAGGCAAGGAUCCUAGAGAUAAUUGAUGAGUAUGAUGUCGAUGGGAGACGUUUGAUAAAAUAUGAAGAUUUUUACAGAGUUGUAGGUGAGAUGAUCUUGAAAAGAGAUCCGUUAGACGAGAUCAAGCGUGCUUUCAAAUUAUUCGAUGAUGAUGGGACGGGGAAGAUUACGUUGAAGAAUCUAAGGCGUGUUGCUAAGGAACUAGGAGAGAAUCUAUCAGAGGUAGAGAUGAGCGCCAUGAUUGAAGAGUUUGAUCUCGAUGGUGAUGGAGAGAUCAAUGAGCAAGAAUUCAUAGCCAUGUGUACAGAUAGUUAG
Molecule: messenger RNA, 489 nt
Organism: Naumovozyma dairenensis CBS 421
Lineage: Eukaryota; Fungi; Ascomycota; Saccharomycetes; Saccharomycetales; Saccharomycetaceae
Exons: 1
Coding region: 1-489 (162 amino acids)
Biological process (GO): spindle pole body duplication
Cellular component (GO): half bridge of spindle pole body; mitotic spindle pole body
Molecular function (GO): calcium ion binding; microtubule binding
Source: RefSeq, a predicted model, not a curated record